This is a messenger RNA of Trematomus bernacchii (emerald rockcod), 1694 nucleotides long. RefSeq names its product dimethylaniline monooxygenase [N-oxide-forming] 2-like. The record is from RefSeq and is a predicted model, not a curated record. The transcript is spliced from 10 exons. Gene Ontology annotation, molecular function: NADP binding; N,N-dimethylaniline monooxygenase activity; flavin adenine dinucleotide binding. Lineage: Eukaryota; Metazoa; Chordata; Actinopteri; Perciformes; Nototheniidae. Bases 6 to 1694 code for a protein of 562 amino acids.
CAGCCAUGGUGCGACGUGUGGCAGUGGUGGGAGCCGGCAGCUCUGGUCUGGCUUGCAUCAAGAUCUGCGUUGAGGAGGGCUUGGAGCCUGUUUGCUUUGAGAGCAGUGAUGACAUUGGCGGCUUGUGGAAAUUUAAGGAGUCACCUGAGCCAGAGCGGUCCAGCAUCUAUCGCUCCUUGGUGGUGAACACCUCCAAAGAGAUGAUGUGUUACAGUGAUUUUCCCAUGCCUGCUGACUAUCCAAACUACAUGCACAACUCCCAGCUUCUGCAGUACUACAGGCUCUACGCUGACCACUUUGACCUGCUCAGAUACAUUCAUUUCCAGACCACAGUGAAGAGUGUUGCCCAGAGGCCGGAUUUCUCUCUGUCAGGUCAGUGGGACAUAGCGACAAUUAACAAGGAUGGCGAGGAGGAGAGAAACGUCUUUGAUGCCGUUCUGGUGUGUUCGGGCCACUACACUCAUCCGUCCUUACCCCUGUCAGGUUUUCCAGGAUAUGAGACGUUUUCUGGCAGGUGCUUUCACAGCUGGGAAUACAAAGAUGCAGAUGCCUGCAGAGGAAAGAGGGUGGUGGUGGUUGGCAUUGGCAAUUCUGGAGGAGAUAUUGCAGUGGAGAUCAGUAGAUCUGCAAAGAAGACAUUUCUCAGCACACGCCAGGGGGCCUGGGUGAUUGGCAGGAUGUCCAGUAAUGGUCUUCCUCUGGACAUGACCGCUAUCACCAGACUCAACAACAUGCUCACACUGCUUCUGCCCAAUACUUUGGUCAACUGGGCAGCAGAGAGAGCACUGAACUACAAAUAUGACCACAGACUGUAUGGUCUGAAGCCCAAACACAGACUUAUGGACAGAAGGUUUCUGAUCAAUGAUGACCUCCCUGGUCGAAUCCUUCUGGGAGCGCUUGCAAUGAAAACCAAUCUAAAAGGAUUCAAAGACUCAGGAGUGGAAUUUGAAGAUGGCAGCGUGGAGGAGAACAUUGAUGCUGUGGUUUUCUGUACAGGCUAUAAUGGAACAUUUCCAUUCCUGCCUUCAGUCUUAAGUCACGGGCCUCGACGAGAACUGACAUUGUACAAGACACUGUUUCCUCCUUCUCUGGUACGACCCACACUGGCCAUCAUGGGUCUUUUCCAGACCAAAGAACCUGGACCAAACACGCCAAUUGUGGAAAUGCAGGCGCGAUGGGCUGUCAAGGUCUUUACCGGUUCGAGCUCUCUUCCACCUAAGGAGAAAAUGCUGGAAGUCAUCGAGUCUGAAAGGAAGAGGAACAUGAAAAGCUAUCCUUGCCCACGAACGGCAGCUCUCCAGGUAGAAUACAUCCCUUACCUGGAUUUCAUGGCAAAGGAGGUGGGUGUUCGACCAAACCUCCUGACACUACUGCUGACAGAUCCUGUGCUCUGGGUGAGGGUCUUCUUUGGUCCCUGCACUCCAUAUCAGUAUCGUCUCACGGGGCCUGGACAGUGGGCCGGGGCCCGUCAGGCGAUCCUCACUCAGUGGGAGCGAUUGGCUCAACCCUUCAGAACCAGAGCGGUACCGGAGAGCAGGCCGUCUGCGAUUUCUCCCUGGGCGCUUGUACUUGGAGGAACAGUUGCAAUGGCUUUCAUUCUGUCUAAAACUGAGAUAACUCCAGUGCUGUCGGGUGCUGCCCAGUUUCUGGACAGGUGCAAGAUGUUUCUGAAGGACUCUGUUACACCAGACUAA